Zasmidium cellare ATCC 36951 is the source of this 2571-nucleotide messenger RNA. RefSeq lists its product as uncharacterized. Gene Ontology annotation, cellular component: GARP complex. The coding region runs from base 1 to 2571 and encodes 856 amino acids. The transcript is spliced from 2 exons. Gene Ontology annotation, biological process: retrograde transport, endosome to Golgi. The record is from RefSeq and is a predicted model, not a curated record. NCBI's taxonomy places the organism in Eukaryota, Fungi, Ascomycota, Dothideomycetes, Mycosphaerellales, Mycosphaerellaceae.
AUGGCGGCCGUGAACGGGUUCAUUGCCGCUCCAGAUUCGCUGGAUGCAAUUGACUACGACCCGAUUGACCAUUUGAACGCCCUCUUCUCCAAUCCGUCUACCCUGACCGCCGCGCCUCACGUCUCUGCCUCCCUCAAACAAUACUCGUCCACCCUCGAUACCGAGAUCUCGACCCUCGUCACGGCGCAAACGACAUCCGACUCUGAUUCCGUGGAGCGCAUUCAAAAUGCCAAAACGGAGCUCGCCGAGUUGUUCGCCAAGAUUGAGGGUGUGCGCGAAAGAGCGCUGGAGACUGAGAGGACGAUUACGGAGAUGACGGCGGAGAUCAAGAGAUUGGACAGCACGAAGCGGAAUCUGACACUCUCCAUGACUGCGUUGAAGAGACUGCAGAUGUUGACGACGGCUUAUGAGCAGCUGCGGGGUCUGAGAUCUACGAGGCAGUAUCGAGAAUGUGCACAUCUACUGCAGGCAGUCAUCCAGCUCAUGGCGCAUUUCAAGAGCUAUCGAAGUAUAGAUCAGAUUGCGGCUUUGAGCAAGAAUGUUGCGGAUGUGCAAAGAGAGUUGUUGGAGCAGGUCUGCGAGGACUUCGAAAUUGCAUUCGCCAAGGGCGAAGCACAGCAGAAACGAGGGAUGCUGGGCGAGGCAUGUCAGGUCAUGGAUGCGCUGGGCGAGCACGCAAGAAGCAGGCUGAUUACAUGGUACUGCAACACACAACUGCGCGAGUACCGCCAAGUCUUUCGCGGUAAUGACGAAGCCGGAAGCCUGGACAACAUCUCGAGGCGUUACUCCUGGUUCAACCGCAUGCUCAAAACCUACGACGCUGAGCAUGCGAUGCUGUUCCCACCAAGCUGGAAAGUGAACGAGAUGCUGACGAAUGCAUUCUGUGAGAGUACGAGGGAUGAUUACAAGGGCAUUUUGCAGCGAUCGAUGCGGCGGGCCGACGGGCAGCCACCAGAUGUGAAUCUGCUGCUUUCUUGCUUGCAGGAGACACUGGAUUUCGAGCAUAGUCUGGAGCGUAGGUUCUCGUCUGGAGAGUCGAGAUCGUCGAUGGACACCGUCACUUCCGGGGACGACAGGCGGCAUGGCUUCAGUCAAGCCAUUUCCGAGGCCUUUGAGCCGUAUCUGAGUAUAUGGGUCGAAUCGCAGGACAAGCAACUCGCCACACUCAUUCCACGGUACCGACAACAACAAAUCCGUAACCAGGAAGAAGAGUUCCAUGCUCAGAUGGUGACACCAUCUUCAACAGAACUCUUCCACAGCUACCGAGUCACGCUCGCUCAAUGUGCGAAGCUUUCGACAGGAAGUAGGCUCCUCGAACUGUCAAAAACGUUCGCCAAAUACCUCGAUGCAUAUGCACAGCAAGUGCUGUUCUAUUUUCUCUCUGAGAAGACUGGUGGACCAAGCGUGGAAGAUGCCGUCAUCAUUCUUAAUACUGCCGACUACUGCUACACUACGACAAAUCAGCUCGAGGAGAAGAUCAAAUCACGGAUCGACGAAGACUUGCGAGAGCAAGUGGACCUGCAAUCUCAAGCCGACACCUUCAUGGGUGUAGCAUCUGCGGCAAUUCGUGGCCUCGUGCACAAGACUGAAGCAGAUUGCGAACCUGCUUGGCGAAGCAUGCGGUCCGUCCCCUGGAGCAAGAUGGAGAGCGUGGGCGAUCAAAGUGAUUUUGUGUCGACACUCCUCCAACGAGUCAAAGAGCGCGCCAAGACUAUUCUCAUCCACCUCUACAAGCCGCAGUACGCUCGUGCCUACUGCGACAACCUCGUUGACGCCCUCACCACGUCGUACAUCACGAACAUCGUCGCCUGCCGUCCAAUUUCGGAAACAGGCGCUGAGCAAAUGCUUCUGGACUCCUACGUCCUCAAAAAGGGCUUUUCUGAACUUGCCACCCUCAACGCCGAGACUGGCACUCCCCUUAAUGCCGCUUUUGUCAAAAGAGUCAAUCAAGCCAUGGCGAGGCUCGACCCAAUCCUCAAGACUCUGCAAGUCCGCUCGUCGCCGCCAGAAGGUCUCGUCCAGGCAUACCUAAUACAUAUCCGAGAUCGUUCAGAGCCAAAUUUCCGCAAGGUUCUUGAACUCAAAGGCGUCGCUCGAAAGCAAGAUCAAGCUCACCUCGUCGAGCUGUUCAAUGCGCACAAGUCCAGUCCCGCGAACGAGAACUUGCAAGUGUCGAAUUCACUAAUUGCAGGUCUCCAGCUUCACACCCAACCUUCUGUGAGCACGAGUACUUCGGUCCCUGGACUUGGACUUGGCGCGCUGAAAGACAGCGCAGCAAGCCAUUCCACCCCGUCUCUCGUGCCGGGCAGGUUUGACCUUUCAACCACCAAUUUUGGGACAGGCUUGAUGAACGCAGUCAGAGACGCUGGUGACCGUUUCGCAAGCCCAGGCCUAGGUGCUUCAGGAAGCGUAACUACCAACGUCGCCAGCAGGACUACGUCUCCUCCACCCAGCACCGGUGGCGUUGGCGACGGUGGAAGUCUGAAUGAGAACUUGAGAAACUUGGGUAGGUUCUUCAAACGAUCUGAGGGUGGGAAUGCUGCUGGCUUUGGCGGCUUUGGCGGUCGGUGA